AUGGAGCUGGACUACGUUGUUGGACAGACCCUGGCCUGGCUGCGUGCUCUGGGCAUCGAAAAGGACACCUUUGUGUUCUUCACCUCAGACAACGGGGCCGCACGUGUGAGUGAUGUUCCUGUCCCCGGAGGUGGCAGUAACGGCCCGUUUCUCUGUGGGAAAGAAACUACAUUUGAAGGGGGCAUGAGGGAACCUGCCGUCACCUGGUGGCCUGAACACAUCCCAGCAGGCACGGUGAGCCAGCAGCUGGGGACUGUGAUGGAUCUGUUCAGCACCAGUCUGUCUGUGGCUGGCUUCAGCGUUCCAGACGACAGGCUCAUAGAUGGACUGGACCUCAGCCCUGUCCUCCAUAACAACACACUCAUCAACAGGCCCAUCUUCUAUUACCGCGGCAAUGGAAUUAUGGCAGUCAGGGUUGGGCUUUACAAGGCCCACUAUUGGACGUGGAGCAACUCGUGGGAGGAGUUUAACCAAGGCAUUAACUUCUGUCCAGGCCAAGAGGUGGCAGGCGUGACCACCCACACCCAACAGGAGCACACAAUGCAGCCACUCAUCUUCCACCUGGGGUGGGGCCCCUGGGAGAAAUACCCUAUCAGUGCUGUGACUACGGAGUACCAGGAUGCACUGAGUCGGAUCACAGCAGUGGUAGAGAAGCAUAAGAAGGGUCUGGUACCAGGUGUGCCCCAGCUCAAUAUGUGUGACAUGACAUGGCUGUCAUGAACUGAGCACCUCCAGGAUGUGAAAAGUUAGGAAAAUGCCUUAAAGCCCCCAAGUCACAGUCGUGGAAGUGUGACUGGCCGCAUUAGCUAUCUGUUUCAGCGAAAUCCUGAUGUCAGCGAAGAUGCUGCCUUGAUGAAGAGCCAUUUUCAGGAAUUCAACUUGAAUUUCUAUUCGUUUUUAACUUGUAAUGUUGAAACAGAACAACAUAUGGUUUGAAUGGAGGACGUUAAAAUGGGAUGAAUGCUUUCUCGGGACCAUAUGAUUAUUAAUUGAAUGAAGCUGAUUUGCAAUAGCUUUUUUUAAUGAUGCCAUCUCUGUAGAUGUUUUCUCUCUCUUUACUUACUUAUACACUAUUGUGGAAGACAUUGAAAUAGGGCAACAACAACAAACCGUUUUAACUAGAAUAAAACAAUGUUUCAUUUUUAUGCAACGUUGUUUUUCAAAAUGUUCUUAAUCUUAACAGAUGUUUUCUAGUGGGCGGCAGAUUGAAGAUUUCUGCGUGAAUCGAUGGGUCGUCACUUGCUUCCACUGUCACAAAGUCAUAUCAAUAAUAAUUUAUUAAACUUCGAGCGCUUUUUAUGAUAGAAAUCGCUUCGUAAACAAACAAAUAAACAAGCAAUAUAUCAUGACAGAUCAACCAAUAGAGGCCAAGUCUUUGCUUCAUGCUUUUGCAGAUGGAGAGGGUCAUCAGUUCGUGGCUUGAGCGGAGGGAACUCGUCAGACGAUGGUAAAUGAUGGUGAUGAAGUCUGCUGAUGAUCUUGUACAGGGCAAGUCUGAACCAGCCCGAGUUUUAUAGCCACUGGAAUUCUCUUCCACUCUGUGAAGCAUCUACUUGGGUGACGCCUCGGCAUUCCUCACACUAUUAUGAGAGGAAUAAUAAUAUAAUUAUUAUUGAUGACAAUUAUAUUAUAGCUAAAUCCCGCCUAUUUCUACAGUGUGUGUAUAUAUAUUUAAACGUAACCUU
Messenger RNA from Oncorhynchus nerka (sockeye salmon), 1685 nucleotides. RefSeq names its product N-acetylgalactosamine-6-sulfatase-like. Lineage: Eukaryota; Metazoa; Chordata; Actinopteri; Salmoniformes; Salmonidae. Gene Ontology annotation, molecular function: arylsulfatase activity. The record is from RefSeq and is a predicted model, not a curated record. Bases 1 to 720 code for a protein of 239 amino acids. The transcript has 7 exons.